This is a messenger RNA of Osmerus eperlanus (European smelt), 1039 nucleotides long. RefSeq names its product X-box binding protein 1 (gene xbp1). The transcript is spliced from 5 exons. NCBI's taxonomy places the organism in Eukaryota, Metazoa, Chordata, Actinopteri, Osmeriformes, Osmeridae. Gene Ontology annotation, cellular component: nucleus. The record is from RefSeq and is a predicted model, not a curated record. Gene Ontology annotation, biological process: regulation of DNA-templated transcription. The coding region runs from base 118 to 918 and encodes 266 amino acids. Gene Ontology annotation, molecular function: DNA-binding transcription factor activity, RNA polymerase II-specific; RNA polymerase II transcription regulatory region sequence-specific DNA binding.
CCAUAUCACUAUUAUUAGAGAAUUUACAGGGGUGAGAAGAUCCGGGAAACCUUAAGUUUCUUUGGGCGUUAGUUAUAAUACUCCUAUAUUUAUAAACUAUACAGCCCAUAUCCCAACAUGGUGGUGGUCACAGCGGCGUCAGGCGGCACACACAAAGUGCUCCUGAUAUCUGGGAAACAGAGCGGUUCAUCCGGCGCAACACAGGGAAGCUUUAGCCGGUCAAUCUCGGUCGUUAUGCCGUCGUCUGCAAACCAAGCGUCGUCGGAUUCCGACUCCACUUCCUCCACGGGGCCUCCGUUGCGCAAAAGACAGCGACUCACACAUUUGAGCCCAGAAGAGAAACAGCUUCGCAGGAAACUGAAGAACAGAGUGGCUGCCCAGACCGCCAGAGACAGAAAAAAAGCCAAAAUGGGAGAAUUGGAACAGCAAGUUCUGGACUUGGAGAUAGAAAAUGAGAAGCUUCACAUCGAGAACGAGCUGUUACGGGAGAAGACGUGCGACCUCAUGAGCGAGAAUGAGGAGCUGAGACAAAGGCUAGGGCUGGACACCCUGGAGGUCAGAGACAAGGUCCAGGUCCAGGUGCUGGAGUCCAAUGGGAUGGAUGCAGGUUUGGAGACGGGGUCUUCUGAGUCCGCAGUACUCAGGCUACGUGUGCCUCCGCAGCAGGUGCAGGCCCACCUCUCCUACCUGAAGACGUCCCAAUGGAUCCAGCUGGUCCUGACGCUGCAGACUCUGAGUCUGAUCUCCUGUUGGGCAUUCUGGACAUCCUUGACCCAGAAUACUUCCUCCAGGGUGGUGGGGAGGAGCUCCAGGAGGAGCAGGCACUGCUGCUGGGAGGAGGGGGGGCUCCAAUACCGGCCCCCGCACUUGCGCCUCUGGGGCCCGCACCAGUUAAGCUGGAGGCCCUUAAUGAACUGAUCCACUUUGACCACAUCUACACCAAGCCCGUGGAGGGCGUGUGCGAGGAGAGCGUCACCGAGGUCAAGAUGGAGGAGGAGGUGCUGGUGGAGGAGGAGGUGGUAGUGGUGGAGGUGGUAGA